Molecule: messenger RNA, 501 nt
Organism: Symbiodinium sp. CCMP2592
Lineage: Eukaryota; Dinophyceae; Suessiales; Symbiodiniaceae
Source: the annotation of a GenBank genome assembly
AUGAGCCAAAAAAGCGCCAGGGCCAGGGAUCACUCACUUUCUUGCUGCGUUUCUCUCAGGUGGCCAGAGCUCGGCUUGGAGGAGCGGAUCCAAGCCGUUUGGGAGCACGUUCUGGCGCAACAGCAGGAGCAGUCCAAGCGCGAAGAGGAGGUGGCGCGACUCACGAAGCUGCUGACCCAACAACGACUGGACAAGAAUUUGAAGCCCAACUGCUGGAGUUGCGAUCAGCUGCUGCUGGACCUGGAUGCAUUGCUGCGUGCCCUGCAGCGGAUUUGCCUAGCAGCGAUGGCUGGCUCGGAUCCCAGUGGAAGGCCCAGUGCCCUUCAGUCGGACCGCGCGGUGGUGGCCAAGGUGGCCGCUGUGCUUACGGCGGUGGUGAACGAGAUCGAAGAGUCCGGUGGGCAGGCCGAGCACCAACUCAAAGAGCUGGCGGCUUACUUGGCAUGGGUUUCUCUUCAGUCAUCCAGUGCUGCUUCUUCGCGGUUCAGAGCCGUGACGUGA